AUGUCAAAUAUUUACCAAAAUAAUUAUCAACCACCUUUAAGUUCCCAGCCACUCAUCCAACCACAACCACAACAAUAUUAUUAUGUCAAUACACCAUUAAUCGAAAGACCACAUAAUAAAGGUGAUAAACACUCAUCAGAUUGUGCUUACUCUGUCACAUUCUUUGUUUUAGGUUUCUUCUUUUUCUUCCCAUUCUUUUUCAAUUUUGCUUACUUAAAGUCACCACAUUGCUAUGCCCGUAAAAUCUCAUUAGCAUCAUUAAUUGUUGGUUCUCUUUAUUUAUGUGCUGCAAUUUCCGUCUUCUCAACUUUUUAUUUCAGUAUGGGAUGUUGGAAUGGUAAUUCCUAUAAUUAUUGUUAA
Messenger RNA from Dictyostelium purpureum, 360 nucleotides. RefSeq lists its product as uncharacterized. Lineage: Eukaryota; Evosea; Eumycetozoa; Dictyosteliales; Dictyosteliaceae. The transcript has a single exon. Bases 1 to 360 code for a protein of 119 amino acids. The record is from RefSeq and is a predicted model, not a curated record.